GUGGUGUUGGUGAAGAGGGCUAGAUGAUGAUGAUGAUGACGAUAAUAAUUCUCGCAUAACACGCACACAUUACGCACUGGUAAGGAGGAGGAGGAGGAUAACAGCAAACACACAUACACACAUACGAAACACACAUACUUAAGUACAUACACACUGUGAACCCCUAACCAACCAUAGACAUCUUUUUCACAUAUGGGCACAUAUUAUUAUUAUUAUUGUUAUACUGUCUAGUCUCGUAAGUGAAGGAAAAAAGGAUCAUCCAACCUCAUAAUAUACCUUCCUUUAUUCUUAUUAUUACUAUAAUUGUAAAUUUUUUUUUCAUAAUAUUCCGGUCAUUUACUUAUAUACUUAAUGUAUGUGAUGAGUGAUGUGUACUCCAUGAGAAUUCAGAGUUCAAUUUCUAUUCGACAAAAUAGAUUUAAUAGAUGAGUUGUACAGUGCUAUAAUAUAAUAAGUGUGGUAUAAUCGUAAUUAUUAUUACCAUUAAUAUUGUCAUUGAAUGACCACUGCAUUACACAUUGGUAAACAAGUAGUCAAUACAUCACUGACGUCGACAACACCUACGUCAUCAUCAAUAACAGCAGGACCAGCAACAACAACAACAACAACAGCACCGUCUUCAUUUAUCAUUAAAGAACACACCUCCAAAUUAUCGCCUUAUUCAUCAACAUUUCCUUCUAAUUUGAAUCAGUCUACUGAUCUCAUGUCUAGUCAAAAUGGUGGACUUGCUUUAGCCUCAGCAUUAGCCGGUAUCUUAGGCUUACCACCUUUUUUAUCGUCAAUACUACCGACAUCAACGGCGACACCAACAACAGAGAUGUCUAAUUCAUCAUUGGAUUUAACAAAUUUCCUCCAGCAUAGCCAACAAUCUCAUCAUCAGAAUCCUCAUCAUCAACCUGAACACCCAUCAGAGUCUAGUUUACCUUUAUGGCUUUCAUCAAAUCAUGAGAAUAAUUUUAAUGGUAUAUCAUAUUGUAAGAGUCAUAUGGAGACUUUGAACUCAGUUAUUACGUCUAUUGCUAAUGCUAGUAAUAAUAAUAUAUCUAAUAUUGAACAUUUGAACAGUGAUCAUUCCAUGAAUAAUUCAGCAUAUGAUACAUUUAAUCAUAAUAAUAAUAAUAAUAAUGAUAAUAUUAAUAAUAAUAAUUUAAUUAAUAAUUUUCCAUUUAUUUUACCCUCUCAACAGACAUGCUCUGAUGUCUCGUCUGACACGGGUUCUGUACAAUCGCCAUUUACACCAGUACAAUCGUCAACAAGUCAACUAAUCAAUUCGAAUACAACAUUUGACAAUAAUAAUAACAAUAAAAAAUCAAUAAUAUCUACCAUGACAACGAUAUCAACGACACCAUCAUUGAAUCUUGAUUCUAGUAAUCAUAAUAAUAACAACAAUAAUAGCCUGUUAAGUUCUGCUGAACGUGAUCGUAAACAACGUGAAUUUAUACCAGAUUCUAAAAAAGACGAUAAAUACUGGGAAAGACGACGGAAAAAUAAUGAAGCAGCGAAACGUUCACGUGAAAAACGUCGACAAAAUGAUAUCCUUAUGGAAUGUCGUAUUAAUCAGUUAAAUGUACAAAAUCAUAAAUUACGUCAAGAUUUAUUAGAAUUGAAAUUACGCUUUGGUGUACCAUUAGAUGAUGAGGAUAGAAAAUUUAUGGAUAAUUUAUCAUCGUCUUCACCGAAUGGUGGUUAUAAUGAUCAGCAUAAUAAUAAUAAUAAUAACACUAAUAAUACAGAUAAUACUGAUAAUGAUAAUAAUAGUGAUGGUGAAAUGACGAAAUUGUCUGAAAUCGAUUGUUGUAUGCUGUCGACUACUAAGUCACGAAAUAAUUCUUUAUCAAUGGAUGAUUCACAGAAUGAGGUGAUUGUAAAAAGAGAUCGAUUGACGCCUUUGUCUUCAGCAAUACCUACAGUAACCCCGACGCCGACACCAACACCAACACCUCUGUCUUUGUCUUCUUCUGCUCCGUCUUCUACCUCAAUGAUGACAACACUGACACCAAUAACAACAACAACAACAACAAAUCUCUUCAUCCAACCGUCAACACUUCCAAAUAUUUUACCGUCAGUCAUAAUACCAACACCGCUGUCAUCUUCAUCAUUACUGCCGUCAGUAGUACAGGGUAAUUUGAAUGGGAAUCAACUCAUGGGUGGUGCUGGUGGUGUUGGUGGUAUCAAUCUGACAACAACAGAGUCUACAGUUGCAUCAAAUAUACCGAGUGUACAUACAAUUCCUAAUAAUUUUCUCUUCUCGCAAUUAAAUUCCCUAGACAGUACAGAUUUGUUAACGCUGAAACGUAUCUUUACUAGUUUAGGCGUUGGAUGUCUACCAUCGACUACUACCUCAUCACCAUCAUCAUCAUCAUCGCCAUCAGUCAUAGUGAAUCAGCAUUCAUCGUCUACACCGUUGAUAGCUGCUGCUGCUGCCGCGGCUGCAGCUGUCGCGGCAGUUGCUUCAAACGGUGGAGUCACCUUAUCGCCUUUAUCACCGGGGAAUAGUUUAAGUAACAGUGUGAUGAAUACAACGCCUACAGUUGCAUCGUUUAACAGUCUGACAUCAUUGAAUACAACAGCUGCAUUACUACUUCGACAGGCUGCAUUAAUACCACCAUGUACAAAUCCGUCUUCUUCACUUCCUUCAUCGCAUAUUUCCACGCCUCUUCAACAGCAUCAUCAGACAACAAUGACGACUGCUACUACUACUAUUAAUAAUAAUAAUAAUAUUAAUAAUAGUAUUACUAGUAGUGGUAGUAAUAGCAUUAAUAGCGAUGGUCAGUAUGAGAAUAAUUCAAACCUGAUAAACAAAUUGUCAAUCUCAUCACCUUCACCGUGUUGUAUAUUACCACUAGACAGUCGUUGUCCAUCAGUACACUCAGUGAAAUCAGAUCCAUCUAAUAAUUCAAAUGAUUACCUUGAAUCUCCACUGGAUCUCAGUCUGUGUUACAGCAUGAAAACAGAAAAUAACAAUUCUGAUCUUGUCCUGAGUGAUUCAACAAUCACAUCAGAUCCUAUGAUUGUAGAUAAACGUUAUCAGGAUCGUCGACGACGUAAUAAUGAAGCAGUACGCCGGUGUCGUGAAAAUAAACGUGCACGUAUGUCAGGUAGUUUUAGUGGUAGUAAUAAUAGUGGCAGUGGCAUUGUUGUUGGUAGUCGUGGAUUCAGUGGCAGCAGUGUUAGCAACAGUCGUACAGAGGUUGUAGCAGAGAAAUUACAAAGUGAAAAUCGUUGUCUACGCAGUGAAUUGACAGGAUUAAGUAUGGAAGUGAAAGCAUUACGUCGGUUACUUUCAGUCGAUGAAGAACUAUCUCAACACCAACAGCAAGAACAAGAAGAACAGGGAAAUACACCUGAAGCCUCCAAUGUUAAUAAUAAUAUUAAUAUCAAUGACAGCAGCAAUAACAACAACAACAAUAAUAUCGACACCAGUACUAACCACAGGAACAGCAGCAGCAGCACUACUGUCGUUAGUAACGGUGUUACUCCAGAUUUUUACAGUGAUACUGAUGACAUCCAGGUGACAAUGAUGAUACCGAAAAAGAUGAGAGUUAAAGCAAUACCUCAUAAACUUCAUCAACGAUUCUCUUUACCAUCAUCACCGACACCAAUAUCCACAACAAAUUCAAUACACCACCAUCAAUACCAAUCCUAUCACCAUAGCAACAGUAACAACAUGAAUGAUGAAGAUAUUGAUAACUAUAAAAUUAGAGUUGAUGAGAGCAUUUUAAACACUGAAAAGAAUAGUAAUAAUACUAAUCAUAAUAAUGAUAAUACUCAUGAUGGGAUUCAUGACAAGAUGGUUGAUGAAAUGACAACACCAUAUACAUCAUAUGUAGACAAUAUCAAUUCUAUUAAUAGUAACAAUGAUAAUGAUCAGCUACAUUGUAAAAUCGGUAAAAAAGAAGAAAGUAUUGAUUAUUUCAAGCAUGUAUCAUCAUCGUCAAGUUCAUCUUCAAUUGCAUCCGCCGCCUCCUCCUCCUCAUCAAAUUCCUCUGAUGAACAGACUAACAGAAUACAACAAUUAUCAUCUUCCCCAUCCCCUCUAUCAAUGUCAGAUGAAUAUGCCAAUAAGAAUAAUGAAGAUAAUUCAACUGAAGAGAAGAUACACUUUAGUACUAGUAGCACUAUUGCUAUUGAUGAUAAUAAGGAGGACACAUGUACACCAACUUCUGAUGAUUAUGAUAACCAAUCAGAAUUAACGAUUGAUACCACCACUACUACUGUUACUAAUGUGGACGGUAUUCAGAGUAUUUCUAUGCCAAGUAAUGAAAUCCACUUGUCUAAUAAUAAUAAUAAUAUGAAAGAGGAGAAUGAGAAACUGGUUGUUAUUCAUCCACGUGGGGGUGGUGGUGGACGUAAACGUACUCUGAAAUCAUCAAUACAUACUGCUAAAAUAUCUAGAAGUGAUCCAACCUCUACCAUUACUACUACCAUUCCUUCUACUGAUAUUACUACUAAUAGUGGUAACAGUAAUACAAUUGAAGAGGUGGAUACAUCCCACCCUGUUCCUGUUCAUAAUAUUCACCCUGUCUCCACAUCACCUUUGUCUUCUUCACCUUCAGGGAAUACUGAUGAUGCCUCAUAUUUUAUACCAUCUGAGAAAUCUGUGCACUUCACAGUGGACAGUAAUAGUAGUAAUCCGUGUGCGACAGCAAAACCAUCAACAACAGCAACGGCGGUGAUGACGCCGAUGCCGACAACAAGAAAUUCAGGGAAAGGAGAUAGUAUUUUAACUUAGCAUUUAUUUGUUUAUAUUGUUAUUAUUAUUAAUAUUACUAAUACUUCAUUUAUCCUAUUUGUAUCGAUCGAUAUUACUACUAAAAUAUUGAUUUUUGUGAAUUGAGUAGUCGUAUACUUCUUGUUUAUAUAUUUGUUUUGUGUUUUGAUUGUUACUACUAUUAAUAUUGUUAUUAUUAUUAUCACUAUUAUUAAUAUUGUAAUUGUUAUUUUUCCAUUUUUAAAAUGUCCAUUUUUUUAUACACACAUCACAUUAUGUAAUUCCGAAUCGUCUUCAUUCAUUCCUGAGUUACUUUUCUUAUUGCUACCACACACUACUGACCUAUGUGUGUGUGUGUAUGAGUUUGCGUGGGCUUACUGUUUCAUGUGUGCACUUGUGCAUGAAUAUAUCCAUGUAUGUAUGUAACUAUCUAUCUCUUUAUCCGAAUAACUUGCUCAUCUGUGCUCAUUGUUUAACUCGAAUCCAUAAUUUAAUUGUUGCCUAUUUUUUUUGUUGUUAUUGAUAUUUUUAUGCGACUACUGUUCGACUUCUUUCUCUCGACCUUGCCCUCGCCCUCAUCCUUCUCCUCUUCCUUUUCUCUUUGUUCUGUACUUUUUCAAUUUAGUUUACUUCAACUCUUUUCUGUGUGUGUGUGUGUAUGAUUGGUUUUUCGCCUAUUCGUGUCCCUGUUACUAUCACUGAUGAGUAAUUUUGAGAAUGUGUUCGUUGUCACUCUUAUUGCCUUUUUACAGUGUCAUUUUGUUGUUCGUCGAAGAAGAAGGAGGUAACCGUAGUGGUGUAUGAUGGUGGUGAAGAUCAUGAUGAUGAUGAUGAGGAGGAGGACAUUGGGUGCGCCAGUGACAGUAGAAGGAAGCAAUUUGAUCAACAGGAUGGAAUGAUGCUGACAACAAGAAACAAAUUCACUCAAAUUCCAUGACAUCAUAUGAAAGACGGAAUCAUAUGUAUACACACGUAUAAAAAUACACAGAGAGAGUCGAGUAGCUAUGUCAGUUCGUGUUUCUGUUGUCAGCGUUGAAGUAUAAUAAUUACCUCAUAACAUAAAACAUAGACAAACAAAUUGAAAACUGAUCUUAUUGUUGUUAGUGAGUAAAGUUUUAUUUCUCCUCCCCCUUUGGGGAUUUUUGUUAUUAUUAUUAUUACCAUUAUCGUUUCUUCUUCCAUUCUCUCAACACCAUCCCUUUUUUUGCGUUUGUAAGAGGAAAUAAGAUUGGGGUGGGGAGGGGAGAAAGAGCAGUAGUUAGUUACACCGUUGAAAGCCAGCAUCAGCAUUUUAUUACCCGUUCUCUUCUUCUUUGUUCUUCCUUUUGCCCUUCCAUCCCUCUCUCACUUUGUUGUGUAAAGCCUCUACACAUCGAACUGUAAUAAUCCGGAGAGAGAAAUAGAGAAAAAAAAGCGCCAACCAAUUCCAUUCAUUCCCCCAUUCUUUCCACGGCCGCCACAGCCGUCUCCUCCUUUUCGUUGUCUUUAUCUUUGUGUGUGUGUUGUACUCAGUGGAAUAUGCGUAUUUUUUGACACCGAUCAGAAUACUUAUUUGUGUUUCUCCACUCGUUUCUUCUUUUCUUUUUUUCUGUGUACCACACCGCGUCUGUGUACAUUUGCGUUUUACACACCUACUCACUCACUCACUCAUUCAUUCACUGACGAUUAGGUAAUUCUCAUGUUUACUGAUAAUACUCUUAAUUUAUUUUCUUAAUUUUAUCCCAAUGACACGCUCAUAGGUCUUUUUUUAGAAACGAUGAUAACCAGAAGAAUAACGACGCUACAUUCCUCCCCCUUUGUUUUUAAAUUACACACAGCUUACAAUAACUAAACUAAUCUCCAACCCCAACUGUGCUCCACACACACACACACAGACAUGCAAUUGAAUCAAGUACAGAAAAAGAUUAUGGAAGGUGUUUGUGUUUAUCACAAUGCUGCAAUUACAUGUGUGCUAUGUACUAUUAUUACACAGUUACCUAAUGUGUGUUCGUGUGCGUGUGUGUGCUCGCCUAUGGUUUUGUUUUAUCAUAAAUAGUUAACACAAGGAAUAAACGAUAUUUUAAAUUGUAUCGAUAUUCGUGCAUUUUAUCACCGGUGUGUUUUAUGCUCUUGUCGUCGUCAUGGUGAUGCUGUGACGAUACUGUGACGACGACGACGAUGAUGUGUUCGUAACGAUUAUGAAUCUUCUGUUUUUAUUACCCCGUCCCCUGUCUCUAUCUCUCUCUCUCUCUCGAAUUCAAUGUGCUCAACACCUUUUUAUUUGUAUCAUUCCUGUUUUAUUCCUUUUAUUAUUAUUAAUAUUAAUAUUAUUAUUAUUACUAUUCGAUAAUAAAGUUUUUUGUUUUUUAUAUAA
Trichobilharzia regenti is the source of this 7064-nucleotide messenger RNA. NCBI's taxonomy places the organism in Eukaryota, Metazoa, Platyhelminthes, Trematoda, Strigeidida, Schistosomatidae. The record is from the annotation of a GenBank genome assembly.